CAACGAUCUCUGUCUCUCUCUCUCUCUCUCUCUUUCUCUCUGCGCACAUUAACGGCAACAAACGCAACGCAAAUGAAUACACUCGCUCAUUCACCCACUCCAAUCCACCACAAUGCGAAUCUCAAGCGACUUUCUCGACCAUCUCCAGUUCGACUUCGGCCGCCGUCUCUCCUCCCUGCCACGCUCAAGCCUCCAUCUAGCCUCACACUCGCCCCUUCCAAUCCGCGCAUCGCACUGCCGACGCAUCCUCGGCGCCCCUUCGUGACUCCGUGCCUCAGCAGCUCGAGCCAAGAGCUCCUCCACGAUGAGCCUGAUGUCGAUGCCGGGAGCGACGGCAACGGUGCGCUGGUCACACCGAGUGAAGAAGAUAAGCUCCAAGCGGCAGGGGUUGGCACUGAGGAGGAGGAUCUCGCGACGAAGAGCCUGUGGAGACAAAUCAAGGAGAUCAUUAUGUUCUCGGGGCCUGCAACGGGGCUGUGGAUCUGCGCUCCGUUGAUGAGUCUCAUCUCGACGGCCGUGAUUGGCCAGGGAAGCUCGACGGAGCUCGCUGCUUUAGGUCCGGGGACGGUGUUCUGCGACAACAUGAAUCUUCUGUUCAUGUUCCUGUCGAUUGCUACUUCGAAUAUGGUUGCCACGUCGCUUGCGAAUGGGAACAAAAAAGAUGUUCAGCACCAAAUCUCCGUCUUGUUGUUCAUUGGAUUGACAUGUGGGACGCUGAUGCUUUUGUUCACCCAAUUCCUCGGAUCACAAGCACUCACUGCUUUUGCAGGGGCAAAGAAUGCGAACAUUGUACCUGCAGCAACCAAAUAUGUUCAGAUCCGAGGACUAGCAUGGCCUGCUGUCCUAUAUGGAUUGGUCGCUCAAAGCUCGAGCCUUGGCAUGAAGGAUUCCGUGGGCCCCUUGAAGGCUCUGUUAGUGGCCAGUACAAUAAAUGGAAUAGGUCACUUAGUCCUGUGCAAAUUGUUGGGUUAUGGUAUUGUAGGUGCUGCUUGGGCAACAAUGGCUUCACAGAUUGUCGCAGCAUAUAUGAUGAUCGAAGCUCUGAACAAUAAAGGUUUUAAUAGCUUUGCUGUCUCCGUUCCAUCACCCAGUGAAUUUCUACACAUAUUUGGGAUUGCCGCUCCAGUUUUUGUAACCAUGUUUUCAAAGGUGGCUUUCUACUCACUCAUUACGUACUUUGCCACAGCCAUGGGCACACACACGGUUGCGGCUCACCAGGUCAUGAUACAAAUGUACAGCAUGUGUGUAGUGUGGGGCGAGCCUCUCUCUCAAACUGCACAGUCGUUUAUGCCUGAGUUGUUGUAUGGAAGAACCCGAAGCUUAGAGAAGGCCCGAAUGCUGCUGAAGUCUCUUAUGAUUAUCGGAGCAAUUCUAGGACUAGUAAUAUCUGGUAUUGGAGCUUCUGUUCCUGGUUUGCUCCCCAAUAUUUUCACUGCGGAUCCUAAUGUUAUACAGCAGAUGCACAAAGUCUUGCUUCCAUUCUUCAUUGCCUUAUCUGCGACACCUUGCACUCAUAGCCUCGAAGGAACCUUGUUGGCUGGGCGAGAUUUCAAAUUUAUUAGCCUGUCGAUGAGCGGUUGCUUCUCUCUUGGCACCCUUCUGCUUCUGCUUGUAAGCAGCAGAGGAUACGGUUUGCCGGGCUGCUGGGGUGCACUCGUCGCGUUUCAAUGGGCUCGAUUCUUCCUCGCUCUCCAGCGUCUCCUCUCCCCUACAGGGAUACUUUAUUCUGAGAGCUCAACUCACUUUCAAAUAGGGAAGUUGAAAGCUGCUUAAUUUCCAACUGUCCACGUGAAUCUAGCUACAAAUUAGUGAAACUCGAAGGGAGAGCUGUGACGAAGGGUUCUUGCGUUUGCUUCAAGACCCCGAAUUAACAGCUUCCUGGGAGGAAUUUGUACUCUCCAGACUCCAAAUGGAUAAGGAGGCUCUCAUUCUUUAAUGCCGGAUGGCCAAUAGAAGACUAUAAGUGAGCACCGCUUUUGGACCUGUGCUUUUCUCCUGCUAGGGUAGUACAGUAUGUUUGAUCCAUUGGUUUUGUACGUCAAUUUAUUAUGCCCAAGUGUAUUCUCGUCUGCAGGGUACUCAUAGGGAACAAAAAAAUAUACUAAUUGUUCUUCAAGAGUUCUGGCAGUUUGCUCUGGAAAGAAAACCUUGAACCCAA
Messenger RNA from Eucalyptus grandis, 2158 nucleotides. Its product is annotated as protein DETOXIFICATION 46, chloroplastic. Bases 73 to 1773 code for a protein of 566 amino acids. Gene Ontology annotation, cellular component: membrane. Gene Ontology annotation, biological process: transmembrane transport. The transcript is spliced from 14 exons. The record is from RefSeq and is a predicted model, not a curated record. Gene Ontology annotation, molecular function: antiporter activity; xenobiotic transmembrane transporter activity. NCBI's taxonomy places the organism in Eukaryota, Viridiplantae, Streptophyta, Magnoliopsida, Myrtales, Myrtaceae.